Messenger RNA from Carassius carassius (crucian carp), 2670 nucleotides. RefSeq names its product death-domain associated protein (gene daxx). The transcript is spliced from 12 exons. Lineage: Eukaryota; Metazoa; Chordata; Actinopteri; Cypriniformes; Cyprinidae. Bases 206 to 2293 code for a protein of 695 amino acids. Gene Ontology annotation, molecular function: histone binding. The record is from RefSeq and is a predicted model, not a curated record.
AACGAGGUUUCAUCACACUGAGAAAAAAAAUUGUGAUGCGUUUGUGAAGAUUGUGAGGAACCUUAUAUAUUAUAUACUUCCACUUAAAGAUCGGUGUUUUAAUGCUUUUAACAAGUAAACGGAAUGAAGCUGUAGUGAGUGACCGAAUUAAAGAGCUAACGGUUCAUCUCAGUUUGGACUUUGACUGUCUUGGGCCGCCAGUUCAAUGCUGAGUGCUCAACAGAUGCUCUCUCCUCCCUUCCGGAUGGCUGGAGCAGUGAUGGACAGCAUUGUGAUCCUUGACGAUGACGAUGAAGAAGCUUCCACAUCUGCAUCUACGUCCUAUUCUCAUGCUACGAAUGGCCAGCCAAAAAUACCUGUGAAGAACCAGCCGACACACAUCACACAGUCUCCGUUCGCCUCCGCAAAGAAGGACGCGCAUGUCCUGCAGAAGGAGAAUGAGAAACUGUUCGCAGAGUUUGUGGACCAUUGCUCCAAACACUCGCAGGAUCAUCCGGAGGUCAUGACCUACCUGCAGACCAGAUACUCCAAGGCGCUGCCGACCUUCCUGACAUCGGUGGAGUUUCGUAACACUCUUGGCCGCUGCCUUACACGAGCCCAGGCCAAUGCUGGCAAAACCUUCGUCUUCAUCAACGAACUCUGCACCGUUCUUAAACAGCACACCGCUCGGAAGAGGAGCUCCAUACAGGCUGUGCCCUCCCAGACAAAACCUGAGCAAAAGAACAAUGGGACAAAUGUAACGGAGGAGGUGCAGGGUAAAGAAGAGGAGGAAAAGCAAGAGGGCGAUGUGGAAAUGAAGAAAACGAAAAGGGCUUCAAGGAGACAGAUAGCGUACCUGGAAAACCUGUUGAAGGUGUAUAAUGAGGAGAUCCGACGGCUUCAGGAGCGGGAGCUGAGCGUGGAGGAUCUGGAGAAGGAGGACUCCAGUUAUAUUCAGGAGCACAAGCUCAAACGCAAGAUGAUGAAGAUCUAUGAGAAACUGUGUGAGCUGAAGGGCUGCAACAUGCUGACGGGUCGAGUGAUCGAGCAGAAGAUUGCCUACAGUGGAACACGUUACCCAGAGAUCAACAAAAAGAUUGAACGUUACAUUAACAGUCCAGAAGCUCUUUAUAAUCCGCCGGACUACACAGAUAUCCUGAAAGUGGUUCAGCGCGCCAACGAACGCUACAGUCUCCAGCUCACCCGCAAACACAUAACACAAAUCGCUCAAGAAGCCUUCAGAGAGACGGGCAACAAACUACAGGAGAGACGCCAUCUUGACAUGGUCUACAACUUUGGCUCCCACCUCACAGAUUCCUACAAACCUACGUUAGACCCUGCACUCGCUGAUCCAGCACUAAAUCGCAAGCUCCGCUCAAACAGAGACGUGGCCCUCAGCAGCCUGGAGGAGGUGAUCACCAAAUACGCCAACAAACAGGAAGACAUGCAGGAAGAGGAAGUGAGGAAGAAACAAGAGAGAGACAGACAGAAAAAAGAGGCACUUAAUGGGCAUCAGAGCGACAGCAAAGAAAAAGAGAGGGAGGAACAGGAAGAAAAAGAGGAGGAAGAGAAUGAAGAAGAUGAAGAAGAUGAUGAUUCCUCCGAUCCUGACAUUGAAGAGGAGAUCCAAGCCAGUCAAGAACAAGCUGGUCAAGAUGAUGAUGAAGAGGACGUUGAAGAGGAGCAGUUGAACACCAGUGACACUGAUCAGCCGAUGGAUGUGAACUCUCCUUUGUCAAUCAAAUCAUCGGUCCAGGACACCGAGGAGGAUCAGGGCGAGGAGGAUCAGCGGUCUCCAGCCAGCAGCUCAAAUGACGAGGAACCUGUAGAAACGAGCACAAACGGCAGACCUGUGAAACAAAGCCCUCCGUCCACAGAGAGCGUCAGUCAGGCAGAGACCAUGGACUGGUUGCCUAUCAGCAAAACAGAACUGGUUUCCACUAAUCACAUCAAAUCUGUUUCUGAAAGCACCGCUAACUGCACUGAGACUCUCUCAACCAAUAAGGACUCACCGUCAUCCCCCAUGAGAUCAGCCAACUGCAGUCCUCUACCUCCAACAAGCCCUUUACUGAUCGACGAAAUGGGCAACUACAAGAAAAGGAAACGACCCUCGACUAAACACUACAAUGGGAACCGCACACAGGACAGUGAUAUUCCUCUGGAUACGGGUGUGAUCUGCUGCGCUGGGGAAGUAGACUUGACCAGGACGAUGGUCGGACGCUCACGAGCCACACCACCGCCUAAGAAAAAUAAGGUGAAUGUGGCGACUCAGUGUGACCCAGAGGAAGUGAUCGUUCUGUCUGAUUCAGAUUGAGUUCUGCUUGCAUCUCAGUUAGCAUCCUGCUCCAAUAGUGCCUGCCAAUGUGAACAGAGAACAAAAAAUCGUUUUAUUUUGGACUGGUUCAAUCAUGUUUUGAACCUCCACCACUGAGACGCAAUGCCACCUUUUACUUUUUAUAGAAGGGGAAGUGGCGUGCUGUUAUUCAUUCAGGCUUUUAAGAGGUAUUUUGGUCAACUGUAAAUGGGUUUUGCCUCCGAACAUUCUUACUCCACUGGUUUAUCUUGUAUUAUAUUUAUGUUUUUAGUUUGAGGGUUUGGAUGCAAUCCUCGUUUGUGCCAGGAGUCAUGAGGGGAAGUAAUCUUUCCCUCCUCAACUCAAUAAAUGCACUCAUUUUGUGUACUCUUUGACUU